Messenger RNA from Pichia kudriavzevii, 1572 nucleotides. RefSeq lists its product as uncharacterized. Gene Ontology annotation, cellular component: nucleus. NCBI's taxonomy places the organism in Eukaryota, Fungi, Ascomycota, Pichiomycetes, Pichiales, Pichiaceae. The record is from RefSeq and is a predicted model, not a curated record. The coding region runs from base 1 to 1572 and encodes 523 amino acids. Gene Ontology annotation, biological process: positive regulation of transcription by RNA polymerase II. The transcript has a single exon. Gene Ontology annotation, molecular function: DNA-binding transcription factor activity, RNA polymerase II-specific; transcription cis-regulatory region binding; zinc ion binding.
AUGCUUCGUUUGGUGAGACAAGUUCCCAUGCAGGGUGGAAGAGCACCCAGAAAUACAAAGGUGAAACCAAGAAGUAGGCUAGGAUGCGAUAACUGUAAAAAAUUGAAAACAAAGUGUGAUGAAACAAAGCCUUCAUGUUUGAAAUGUUCCAAACGUGGAAUCGAUUGUGUCUAUUCAUUAGAAAUGGUUUUCCAGAACCCUAAAAUGGGGCAUAGAAAGCCAAAGAGAUUGUCCAAGUCACCUGUUUCAAACAAAAGAAGUAGCUUGGGAGCUUCAGAAUCUGCACCACUGGAAAAGAGCGUUGAAAAGUGUCUCUUGUUACCAUUUAAUAUGCCUUCGUUUAUUCCCUCCAGUGAAAUACCAAUACUUCCUCUUCCGGAGAACUUGCUAGAUCACCCUUACUUUAGAGAAGCUUUUGACUUUUACAGGCAUUUUACAGCCCAUUUUGUUGUUGCUGCAAAACCGCAGCUUUAUCCCUGGAACCCACUACACACGAUUGUUCCAGAACUAGCAAGAGAUAACAAAAACUUACUGGACCUCUUGGUUUCACAUGCACUAACACAUCGAAGUCUAGUUCUCACUGAUGAAAAUUACAAUCCUCAUUUAAUUGAGCUAUUAGUUACUAGAGGUAUGUACAACUUGAUAUCUACGGUCGGCUCAGCUAGGAAUGAGGUAACCUGUAUAUCGGCGUUGAUGUUGUGCACCCAAAGGAUUUUCUCAGUGGCAGAUACAGAUAAGUACCGUGAGAUUAUUGAAAUAGCCCAUACCAGCUAUAUGGCGUAUAUUGAAAAUGACCUUGAUAUCACUAGAAACGACACAGGCCAAUAUGUUCUCCAUGAGAAAAAAAACUGUUUGGCAUACUUUCUAAGAAACUGGAUUGGGUACUUUGAAAUUAUCGGUUUGAUGAUGUAUAUGGCACCCAAUCGUGCCAACACAUUUUUCCGGGAAAAAUUGGUAUAUGAACAAUUUGAAUUGCGUAAUGAUUCUAAAAUAGACCUCUUCUUAGGUUUCAACAUUGAUUUUCUACUGAUUUUUGAUAGAUUGAUUCCAAUCCUAAAGGAGGCAGACAAGACGAACGAUCAUAUUUCGUCUGAUGUUCUUGCAAAGGCUUUAGAGUGGGAACAUGAGCUUAGGGCGCAGUAUCAACAGUUCAGAUCAACGCCGGCUAAACCGACCGAUCCAACUGAGUCGGAUGAUAUCCUAAACGCUACAAACGAAGUUUUUUAUAAUACCGGGCUAUUGCAACUUUAUCGCCGGGUUUACAAAAUACCUAGAAAUAGUAAGAUAGUACAAAAUAUGGUCACAAAGAUUUACAAAAGAUUUAAGCAUGUCAUUGAAUCUGCUUCAAGUGCAGAAAACUGUGCAAUUUUGCCACUUUUUGUAGCAGCUUGUGAGUCGAUCGAAAAGGAACAUAGGAAUUUUUUUUAUGAAAGAUUUAAAAUCCAAUUUUUGGGUGGAAACUUCCCGACGGGUGAUGUACUAAAAAUUUUGGUGGAAACAUGGAAUACAGGCGACCCAUGGAUCAAAUCUGCAGAGAGAGUAGCAGGUGAAAAUGGCUUUUUUCUAAUAUAG